CCGGCCGUUUGCCUGAUCACAAUUGUUAACGGUUGUUUAACGGUUGUCUCGUUAGCUGUCAGUGUGCCGAGAGCGGCUGGAGAAAUACAGUUUUAUCCGCAGCUUUGUGCUCGAUACAAGCCGCCACGAUGUUUGAGGAGGCCAGUGAAGUGUUCGACAACAUGUUUAAAUCCUCCUUCCCCCUCACCUUUAUCGUGUUUAUCCCCGCGGUGCUGAUCCUGGUGUCACCGCUCCCGGCCGAGGCGGCACAUGAGUUCACGGUGUACCGCAUGCAGCAGUACGACCUGCAGGGACAGCCGUACGGUACCAGGAAUGCCAUCCUGAACACGGAGGCCCGUACUGUGGAGGCAGAGGUACUAAGUCGCCGCUGUGUUAUCAUGCGGCUGGUUGACUUCUCCUACGAAGAGUACCAGAAAGCCCUGCGCCAGUCAGCUGGGGCUGUGGUCAUCAUCCUGCCCAAGAACAUGUCUACUGUGCCGCAGGACAUAGUACAGCAGUUCAUGGAGCUGGAGCCGGAGAUGUUGGCUACCGAGACCAUCGUCCCUGUCUACUUUGCCAUGGAGGAUGACGAGCUGUUGUCCAUCUACACCCAAACCCUGACCUCCUCCUCCUCACAGGGCUCCUUAUCAGCAGCUGAAGUGUUGCUGCAUACAGCCACAGCCAACGGCUUCCAGAUGGUCACCAGUGGAGCUCAGAGUAAAGCCGUCAGUGACUGGGCCAUCACCAGUUUAGAGGGUCGUCUGGCUGGAGUCGGAGGAGAGGACCUGCCCACAAUUGUUUUGGUUGCUCACUACGACUCCUUUGGCGUUGCUCCAUGGCUGUCAUACGGAGCAGACUCAAACGGUAGUGGAGUGUCCAUGUUACUAGAGCUGGCUCGUCUCUUCUCGAAACUUUACACCUACAAGAGGACACACGCUGGAUACAACCUGCUGUUCUUUGUGUCUGGAGGGGGGAAGUUUAACUACCAGGGCACCAAACGUUGGCUGGAGGACAACCUGGACCAUACAGACUCCAGUCUGCUGCAGGACAACGUAGCCUUUGUGUUGUGUCUGGACACUCUGGGCAACGGAGACUCUCUGCACCUCCACGUAUCCAAACCUCCUAAAGAGGGAACACCCCAGUAUUUUCUGCUCAAGGAGCUGGAGAUGGUGGUUGCCAGUCAGUACCCCGAGGUCAAGUUCUCGAUGGUCCACAAGAAAAUCAACCUGGCGGACGACAUGCUGGCCUGGGAACACGAGCGCUUCGGGAUCCGCCGGCUGCCGGCCUUCACGUUGUCCCAUCUGCCCUCCCACCGCCUGGCGCAGCGCUCCAGCAUCAUGGACGUGCGGUCAGUGUCCCCCUCCUCUCGCCACGGAGCGGGAGAGCCCCCUGCUGGGCCUCACGUAGAUGUGAAGAAGCUCGGCAGGAAUACUAAGGUAGUAGCGGAAGCACUGGCCAGGGUCAUUUACAACCUCACUGAAAAGGGGGCUCCCGGAGACCUGCAGAUCUUCACUGAACAAAUGGUUCAGGAGGAGCAGUUAUCAGCAGUGGUAGACUGGCUCACAGCACAGCCCCGAGCCGCUCAGCUCGUGGACAAAGACAGCAGCGUGGUGUCCACCCUGGAGUAUCACCUCGGACACUACCUCAAGGAUGUCAAGAGGCACUACGUCAAAGCUGACAAAAGGGAUCCAGAGUUUGUAUUCUACGACCAGCUGAAGCAGACGAUGAACGCUUACAGAGUGAAGCCGGCUAUUUUUGACUUGUUGCUGGCCGUCUGCAUUGCAGCCUACUUAGGGAUGAUGUAUCUGGCUAUUCAGAACUUCGGUGUCCUGUACAGUGUUGUCCGCAGAAUCACCCAACCCAAGACAAAGACUCAUUAAGGUGCACAACGCUUUGUUUUUUUUCAUUUGUUUUUUCUCAGAUCCCUUCUUUUUUCCCCUCAAAUCGAAAAACUUUAGCCAGUAAGAACACAGAAGCUGGGCUGAGCUGCUCUUCUCAUGAUGGUUUUCUAGCCAGCAGAAUCACUUCCAUUUCCUUCAUCCUGAUCCACAAACUAUGAUGUCAGAUCCUGUCCUGCUGCCAACUUAAUCCAUUUGGUCUCCUGGACCAGAAUAAUCAGGAAUCAUUCUUCACCCUCCCUGUCGUCAUGAACACAGAUGUCUCGUCAUUCAUUUGGCAAAACAUUUUCCUAUUAUUUGACUCCUGUGAGGGAUGUAAAGCAUUUUGUCCACUCCUCUUGAGGUCUAGAUGAGAUUAAGCGUGAGUCUGUGAUGUUGCUGUACCGCCGAUCGCUCUUCAUUCCUCCUCUCAGUAUACUGUACGAGUGAUCUUCUGCCAAACCGACGUCGUGUGUUAUCUCAGGCAGCUACAGGGAGAAACUGACCACACAGAGUUUAGCCCAGAAUUUUUUUUUGUCGAGAUGUGUUCACCUAUGUUGUUGUUAAAGGAUGGAGGUUCAUAUGUUUUGUUUUUUUUUCCCCAAAUCUGUCUUUAUACAACACUCACAUUCCCAUUUAAAAACAAGAGUUAUCGGCCACUGUAGGCAUCCUAAAUCUACAGACACCUAAUGUCCAGCUGAAGAAUAAAUAACACGAAGAUGAAGCUUCAUUUUAACUUCAGGGGAACCUGAGACUUCCACAUAAAUAACUGGAUUUUGUCUUCCAUCUCCUUAGGACUGCAAUUAAAGGCUAUAUUCAUUAUAAACUGAUCUGAUUAGGGUUUUUCAAUAACUAAUUUAAUUCCUUAUCUCAGAAUACAUUAAAAAAAAUGUAUUUUCGGCCUAUAUAUAUUAAAUUUCAACAUUGUUAAGCAACAAAUCAGAAUCCCAGAGAUGAGACGGUGACGAGGAAUGAUCAGUGGCCGAUAAACUCUCAGGCCUGUGAUUAUUGUGAUGAGACGGACUUGGAAAAAAUCUGAACUGGUCCUUUUUUUUUUUAAACGCUCAGUUGAAAAUGACUCCUAACACAAAUAUCGUUUACGGAUGAGACGAGUUGUCUAAAUAAAAUGUGAAGUAGUGUUUAGGUGAUACUGAUUCCAUUGCCUUGGUAGUGAAUUUAUUAAAAGAAACAUUCAGUUGGAUGUGGACAAAAAAAAUUCCUUGCCAAAUAAUUAUUGUAUGUAUUAAUCUCCCCUCUCCUUCUCCCCAUUUAAUAAAUAUAGAUAUAGUCAUAGAAAUUUCACCUUUGAAUUUUUCCUGUCACAUUUUUCUGUGUUCAAGGUUUGUUGCCUGUUCCCGUGUGAUCUGGUGUGUCUUAUUUUUACCACUCAAAUCUUAUUUUUUAACCCUGAAUUGAUUAAAAAAAAAAAAAAAGCCAUGUCUGCUGAAGUACAGUCGUAUGCUCGUGUCAAAAAGGUCACUUGCAACAAACAUGUUUUUUUUUGUCUUAUCAGAGCAUGUGUGUUAAGUGUGUAAGAGUGCAACGUACAAUAAAACUUCCCCCUUUACUCCUUUUUUAU
This is a messenger RNA of Larimichthys crocea (large yellow croaker), 3435 nucleotides long. RefSeq names its product nicalin (gene ncln). Gene Ontology annotation, cellular component: membrane. The record is from RefSeq and is a predicted model, not a curated record. The coding region runs from base 129 to 1859 and encodes 576 amino acids. Gene Ontology annotation, biological process: regulation of signal transduction. The transcript is spliced from 15 exons. Lineage: Eukaryota; Metazoa; Chordata; Actinopteri; Sciaenidae.